GAGGGGGCUGAGGAGAAAAUAAGAGGCCUGAGCUUCCAAGGAGUCUUCUUGGCAGCCAAUGUGCAUCAAUUUCCAUGCUCCACCUCCACCAGGACCAUCAGGAACUCAAUCCCUGCCUGGGGACUGGCCCUGGGCUUUGGAGGAGCUGGGACCCUGCCCCAAAGCAGCUGGACCCUCCCUCCAGCCACUUUCAGCCCCUCGGCCCAGCCAGGAUCCCCCCUGGAACCCAUGAACUUCACUGACAGAGCCUCACAAUGACAGAGGAAGCAUGCAGGACCCGGAGUCAGAAGCGAGCCUUAGAACGUGAGGUCCCCCACAAUGAUGUGGACAGCAAGAAACUAAAAAUGGAGAAAGGACUUUUGGGAACAGACAUCAACACUGAAGGAGACAUGAAAAUCAAAACAGAUCCUGGAACUGGAAAAGUCCAAGGAUUAUUAAAAAGCGGAGAGGUGAAAGCAACCAUAAAAGUGGAGGUUCAGACUGGAGAUGAGCCUGUGGACAUGAGUACCUCAAAAAGUGAAAUAAAGAGAGAAAAGAGAGUCCCCUCUCCAGAUGUUAUUGUUUUAUCUGACAAUGAACCCUCCAGCCCUAGAAUGAAUGGUUUAACAAAAAUAGCAUUAAAAGAGACCAACACGGAGGUGCUCAUGAAGAGCAGUCCAGAGGAACGUGAGAGGAUGAUCAAGCAGCUCAAGGAAGAGCUACGGUUAGAAGAAGCCAAGUUGGUUUUAUUGAAAAAGUUACGGCAGAGCCAGAUCCAGAAGGAGACCACUACUCAGAAGCCUGCUGGUUCCUCUGGGAGUGCUGUGGCCACCCCUCCUCCCUUGGUGCGGGGACCGCAGAGCGUUCCUGCUGGCAAACCAUCCCUCCAGACCUCUUCUACACGUAUCCCAGGCACUGUUAUUCCUCCUCCCUUGGUCCGUGGAGGGCAGCAGACUUCUUCAAAAUUAGGAACUCAGCAAAACACGCAGAUAGUGAUGCCGCCUCUUGUCAGAGGAGCCCAGCAAAUCCACAACAUCAGACAGCACUCCAGCACGGGGCCACCUCCGCUGCUGCUGGCACCGCGGGCGUCCGUCCCCAGCGUCCAAAUCCAGGGGCAGAGAAUUAUCCAGCAGGGACUGAUCCGUGUGGCCAACGUCCCCAACACCAGCCUGCUGGUCAACAUCCCACAGGCUUCCCCAACUUCAAUCAAAGGUACAAAUGUGACAUCAGCUCAGGCCAAUGCUACCACAACCAGUGCUGCUUCCAUGGUCAACUCCAACGAGUCGCCCGCCAGCCGACAAGCGGCCGCCAAGCUGGCCCUGAGGAAGCAGCUGGAGAAGACCCUGCUGGAGAUCCCUCCUCCCAAGCCUCCAGCACCAGAGAUGAACUUCCUGCCAAGUGCAGCUAAUAAUGAAUUUAUUUACUUAGUGGGGUUGGAAGAAGUCGUGCAGAAUUUGCUGGAAACUCAAGGGAAAGUCUCAGUCCCUGUAUCCUCUCGGGAGCCCUACAUGUGUGCUCAGUGUAAGACUGACUUCACCUGUCGCUGGAGGGAGGAGAAGAAUGGAACCAUCAUGUGUGAAACCUGCAUGACCUCCAACCAGAAGAAAGCCUUGAAAGCUGAGCACACCAACAGGCUGAAGGCAGCCUUUGUCAAAGCCCUGCAGCAGGAGCAGGAGAUUGAGCAGAGGAUACUGCAGCAAACUGCUUCUCCUGUGCAGAGCAAGUCAGACUCCAUCGUGCAGCACCACUCUCUCAAGCAGACAUCCAGCCAGAUGUCUCGAGGUCCUCCUGGAGCUCCCAGAGGGGUUUUGCAUGCAUUCAGCCAGUCCCCCAAGCUGCAGAAUGCAUCUUCUGCAGCAGCCCUGGGGAGCAGGGCAGGUAAGCAUGCUGAGAGACCUGUCAGCAAGGGCAGUGCUGCCUCCUGGAAGAAGACUUCCAUCAAUACAGGGGGGGCUUUGCCCUUUGUCAGCCCCAGCUUAGCUGUGCACAAAUCCUCCUCGGCAGUCGACCGCCAGCGCGAGUAUCUCCUGGAUAUGAUCCCCCCCAGGUCCAUCCCACAGUCUGCCACAUGGAAAUAAUGCAGAGGAACACCCAAGAGGAAGACUUUCCUGGUUCUGCCAUCCUUUUUAUAUACCACAGUACAGUGGAAUCUGCUUUAAAUCCCAGCUGGAUACGCCCCAGGCUUUCUAGGAUGCAAGAAGACCACUCCUCAUCCCAUCGAGUGCUGCUGUCCCUGCUCUGAGAAAGUGACACCACGUGGGUGGCAAAGACUGGAGCUCAUUUGGUUCAGAUUCUGAUGAUUGACUGAUUGAUGAAGGCUGUCAGGGGAGGGGAAGAAUUGGGGAAGAAAUCUUUUUUUUUUUUUUUUUCCCUCUGUGUAUUUCGUUUGGAUUUUAUUUUAUUAAUUUUUUUUUGUCACCAGCACAAAAGGACUCAAAACGAUUUUUCUGCCUUCGGUUUCUUUAUUCCCAACUCCUCCAGCACCAGGAGUUUGAUGUUCCUGGGCCAUCCAGCACAGAUGGCAGGGCAAGGAGAGAGGAAUUUCAACCCCAUCUUUUGCAGAUGCAGUUAGUGAGCUGACUUCAUGUUUGCUUUUCUUCCCCUGCCCCUCCUCCAGCCAGGAAGGCAGUCUGCAGAUUAUUAAUAUUUCCAAAUCUUCUUCUUAUGAUGAUGAUGAUGAUGAUGAUGAGCUAAUGAUAAAUAAGUGCAAACUCAAAUUCCAGUUGAGUAUGUUUUGUUGUUUUGGUUUUUGUUCUAUUUUUUUUUUUUCCCCUAAGGGACUGGCUGCCACCCAAACUUGUCUGGUAGGUGGGCACUGGUGCAGGAGUGUCUCACUUUUGUUGGAUUCUCUUUUAAAUAGACUUUUGGACUGUU
Messenger RNA from Calypte anna (Anna's hummingbird), 2853 nucleotides. It is a transcript of the gene GATAD2A, whose product is annotated as GATA zinc finger domain containing 2A. The transcript has 13 exons. Gene Ontology annotation, molecular function: sequence-specific DNA binding. Gene Ontology annotation, cellular component: NuRD complex. NCBI's taxonomy places the organism in Eukaryota, Metazoa, Chordata, Aves, Apodiformes, Trochilidae. Bases 255 to 2057 code for a protein of 600 amino acids. Gene Ontology annotation, biological process: negative regulation of transcription by RNA polymerase II. The record is from RefSeq and is a predicted model, not a curated record.